This is a messenger RNA of Camarhynchus parvulus, 4077 nucleotides long. It is a transcript of the gene DNAJB12, whose product is annotated as DnaJ heat shock protein family (Hsp40) member B12. Gene Ontology annotation, biological process: cellular response to misfolded protein. Gene Ontology annotation, cellular component: endoplasmic reticulum membrane. Gene Ontology annotation, molecular function: Hsp70 protein binding. NCBI's taxonomy places the organism in Eukaryota, Metazoa, Chordata, Aves, Passeriformes, Thraupidae. The record is from RefSeq and is a predicted model, not a curated record.
UCCGCCCCCCCCCGCCCGGCCGCCGCCGCCAUGGAGUCGAACCGGGACGAGGCGGAGCGGUGCAUUGGCAUUGCGCUGGCCGCCAUCAAAGCCAACCAGCCCGACAAGGCCCGCCGCUUCCUGGAGAAGGCGCAGCGCUUGUACCCCUCGCAGCGGGUCCGCGUUCUGCUUGAGUCACUCAGCAAGAACGAGCAGUCAGCCAAUGGCCAGUCCCAGCCCAGGGAAUCCACAAACCCUCAGUUCAGGAAAAUGAGUGGAGAUUUCCCAUCAGCCAACGGAGAGGCUGGGGGGAGGGCCCCCAAGGGCUACACUCAGGACCAGCUGGAUGCAGUGAAGAGGGUAAAGCAGUGCAAAGAUUACUAUGAAAUUCUGGGAGUCAACAGAGAAGCUUCUGAUGAGGAUCUGAAAAAGGCCUACAGGAAACUGGCCCUGAAGUUCCACCACAAGAACCAUGCACCAGGGGCCACAGAGGCAUUCAAAGCCAUCGGGAACGCGUACGCCGUGCUGAGCAGCCCCGAGAAGAGGAAGCAGUACGACCAGUUCGGGGACGAGAAGCUCAGCGCCGCCCGCCACGGCCACAGCCACGCCGACUUCCACCGCGGCUUCGAGGCCGACAUCUCCCCCGAGGACCUCUUCAACAUGUUCUUCGGGGGUGGCUUCCCUUCCAGCAAUGUGCACGUGUACAGCAAUGGCAGGAUGAGGUACACCUACCACCAGAGGCAGGACAGGAGGGAGCACCAGGGGGAUGGAGGCCUGGGGCUGUUUGUCCAGCUGAUGCCCAUCCUCAUCCUGAUCAUCGUGUCAGCUCUCAGCCAGAUGAUGGUCUCCAGCCCACCCUACAGUUUGAGCCACAGGCUGUCUGUGGGUCACACACACAGGAGGGUCACAGAGCACUUGAAAGUCCCCUACUACGUGUCCGAGAGCUUUGCUGAGGAGUACACGGGCACGAACCUGAAGAACGUGGAGCGGAGCGUGGAGGACGACUACAUAGCAAACCUUAGGAACAACUGCUGGAGAGAGAAGCAGCAGAAGGAAGGCUUGUUGUACCGGGCACGCUACUUCGGGGACUCGGACCUGUACCAGCGGGCACAGAAGAUGGGCACCCCCAGCUGUAGCAGACUGUCAGAUGUCCAGGCCUCCCUGCACGGAUAGUGCCAGCCCAAGUACGAGCUGGGAGCAGGGAACCCCGGUGCUUUGGUCACUGAAAGCCCUGAGUGAGACACAGCCCUCCAGGAGUGUCCUCGGGUGACACACGCAGCCUCCCCUCCGACGGCGCUCCCGCGUUAAUCAGGAAUUGAUUGGGUUUCGUUUGCAUGUCGGCACCCCCGGCUCUCUCCAGGCUCCCUCUUUUCUCUGGCCUCUAGGAGCAGGGCAGAAUCCCUUGGUGAGGUUGGGAAUUUCUUAGGCUCUGUGGCAUCCAGCCCCCACAUUUUAAUGAGCCCUCGGUUUUGGUUGCUUUGUUGUCUGUUUUGCUGGGAAAGCUGUUAGCCCUGGCACGUGACAGGGAAUGGAGUCCCACCCAACAGAUGUUCCUUGUCCCCCCCUCCUGUUGCCUUCCCAUUCAAGGAGAACAAAGCAAAUGUUCCCAGCAGGUUGUAGAAGUAACUUACUGGGUUAAACUGGCAAUCAAAGUAAGAGCAGCUGGGGGGGAGGUCUGGAAGAUUUGGGGGUUGGAGAGCUUGGAUUAAGGAGAGCCCGGAUAACACAUGUGAGAUCAGAUGUGCUGGGAGAACUGCACCAAAAUAACGAAAAAGAAAAUUGCCACAGGGUUUGGAGUCCUUUUUCUGCAUAAAUUUUUGGGCUGAUUUCACCUACCAGGCACUGCUGGGCUGCCUGUGAAAUGUGCAGAUCCCCAAAAUUAUCUGAGCACAGGAUUUCUGUAGAAGAACUCCUGGGUGAAGCUUGUUCCAGGUGUUGUAUGGACACCGUUCUGGCUCACAGGGACUCCUUGAGGAUGCUGGCUGCUGAGCUGCUUGAUUUGCACUUUUGGGGGUUGUUUUCCUCAGCAUCUGAAAGUUUGGCCUUUAAAGCAGAUCCUCUGGGGCACGUUGGGCUUUUCCUUGGGUGUAUCCUGGUUUUGGAUCCGUUCCUACCUUGAUCCUCCCGCUCUCUCCUUUGGAUGACUGCGCCUCUUCUGGUGUUAAUUACCUGCUUUUCUUUAAUUCCCUGCCUGCACCCGUGGUCUGGAAAGAGCCUGGAAAAGCUGCUGCCUGUGCUGUGGGGUGGGGAAGCAAGGGGGAGUCCGAGAUUGGCCUCAGACUGACACCGCUGCCGCUUUUGUUCCCAGAGCGUCCAAACGCCCGAAGACUUUUGGGGAAGCGCACUGAGCCGAGGUGACAGACUUUGCUCUUUAAAAAGAAUCAAACCUUAUCUUAAACAUGGAAUUGGAGAAUUAGCAACGCACAACUGCCCCUCUUUCUUCUCUCUGCCUCUCUCUGACGAUGGCAGGCGGCGCUUGGGACAGGAAAUCCAGCUCUCUGUCUUCCUCCUCCCCUCCCAACACUGCUGGCGUGCUCCCACGAUCCCACAAGGAUCCCACAGCCCCUCAAACAGACACACAGAGUGUAAAAUAACCCAAACUAACUGCAGAAACCUGAAGCAGAAGGAGACCCUUCACGGCUGCCAAUGGAGAGAGAAGUGGGAUUUUGUUGAUAAAAGAAGACACUAAAGAAAAAGAAAAGAAAAUAUAAUCUAUUUAGCAUUAAUUUAUAGCUGUAUAUAUGUUGUACUUUUAAACUAUGCAGGGGUUGGAUGAUUAAAUUAUUUUGGUUUCUGCCCAUUUUGGGGAGCAGGGCAGCAGGAAGCCUCUUCCCAGCGGGUCUCUGUCCACAGCACUUUCUUGCCUGGAAAACAGGAACCCCUUUGCAGUUGCCAUCCUUUGCUCCUGGGAGGACAUUCUGUGGAUGGGGACGUCCAUACACCUGCCCUUGGGGCUCUGAUCACACCAAACCCCAAAGGUGCAGGGCUCCCAGAGAAGGGGGGAGCCCGUGCAGAGCCGUGGAUUUGCAGCGUCGGCGGAGCCGGGGGUCAGCUGAGCCGCUCGCCGGGGGAAGGAUUGUCCUGGAUGGAUUUUGCUCGUCAGUCUUUGGUUGAUUUGUGCGUGUAACUCCUUUUUCUGCCGAGUCUGCUGGAAUUCUGCCUGGUAAUCAGCGUGCUCCGUGCAGAGGGGGCUUUCCAACAGCCCUUUGUUGGGAGGUUUUGUGCUCGGGUUCCUCACCGCCCCAGGCUGGCCCUGCCCUCACGCCCCGCCUCGUGUUUCCUGCAGGACACCUGCGAAAUGCCACGGAUCCAUAAGGAACAAAGCAUUCUGUUGGAAGAAGUUCUGCUGGGGGAGAUCAGGGGGUGUCUGAUCUGCCCUGUGCCUGCCCCACCACGGGCAGGACCAGCGUGAGCUGCUCCAGGUGAGGAGCCAUCUCUUGGAAGCAAAGCCAGCACGAGCAGAGCCACCUCCCAUGGAAUAAACUGGAUUAUUUAAUUUUUUGGUUUUUUUUUUUGCUGCUCUGCAGCUCAUUGGUGUCUAAAGACAUUUCCAGUGCAAACCAUCCCCUGGCACGGUCAGGGGAGUGAACUGGGAGCACAGCAGCUCCCGGGUGGGCUGGCAGAGGAGGUUUUAUCCCGUUGUCCUUAGGAAUCCAUGCGCUCUGUCUUGGCUGUUUAUUUAUUUUGUGAAAUCUCAGCCUCCCGUUGGCUGCAGGCCCUGUUAUCCCACAGCCACCAUGGCUUGGACCUGAUUUUAAGGGGUUUUAUUAUUUCUUUUCUUUUUUAAUGGUUCCUCCACCUUCAGAAGAGAUCGGGUGGAGGUUCAGGAUUGGAAAUGGCGCUCGAUAGAGGCACAGGGAUGAUGGGGACGGGGUUAAACCAAAAUCCUGCUCACAGAAGGAGCUGGAUGUGUUGCCCAGUGCCAUUCCCUGCCUGGAGCCUGCCUGCCAAAACCUUCAGGUUAUUUUUCCUGGUAGAUACCCACGGAUCACAAGGAGGGAGAAGGCAUCAAUCCCAGUGGAUGCUCACAGAGGCUGUAUCUGUCGAUUUAGUUAAUUAUACAAUUGUACAUCUAUAAAUAAAUGUUUAUAAUGUGAA